AUGACGACUGACCCAUCUUCGGGCUCUUCUCGGCCUGGAUCCUCAUCCGUAUCAGCAUCAGCAUCAGCAUCAGUACCUGUCGUUGCCGGUGAAGCCCCUAUCGUCCCUUCUGUGGAGGCCCAGCACCUAGCCCGCUUCGAGUUCAGUGAUGCUGGUACAAAGGUUCUUAUGGUGGAGUGGUAUCCCGAUGCCGUUCGGGGCCCCGCUGCAUCUGCCGAUCCUCCUGCCGAUACCUCCGUUGAACAAUCCGCUUCGGCCGCCGAUCGCAUCUCCGCAACGGAGCCGACUCCGACUUCUGCUCCAGUGGACAGCAUCAACAGAACAUGUUGGCAAGUAUCGUGGCCGGGGAAGUCUACCAACCUCCCUGCUGCCGAUCCUGAGCCAGACUCAGAUGCAGGCACUGCUCCUGCGUCUUCGUCUCGUCAACAUCGUCGCCGUGUAUUCUUCCUGCUCCCCGCUGAUGCCACGGUCCCCUCGACGGUCACUAUCACGCCGCCUGGCUCACCCAGUCUGAUCCUCAAACCACUUCCGGCCAUCUUCCCACCAGGCCUUGCCGCUGAUCCAGGCAAUCGGGGUGUCCUGCACACACUAUGGGCCCGUCAACGUCUGGCAGCCAUAGAUCGGGAGGUGGCUGCCGAGCUUCGCAAUAAUGCUGAGGGUGUGGGUGUUGAGAUGGCCCUCGCCGAGAGGCAAUGGAUCCUUGACACCUUCAUCAACACGCCGCAACUUCCUAGUGAUUCGAUGCCUCGUCCUGUAGCCACCCGUUCACCUACGGGCCGCUUGGGGGAUAAGCUCAAAGGUCUCAAGCUGGCCACAUCACCUGCUGAUCUAACACCGAGCACGACAGCAAACACCUUCAUGAGCCCCAUUAGCCAAUCCCACCCGUUCCAACCCAGAGGGCGUGAUAUUGCUGUGUCAUCUCAUGAGGCCAUGUCUAGCAACGCGUCUACAGGUCCCAUCUCGCUUAAUGCAGCACUACAUGGCGACGUAACCACAGCUGCCUCGGCCCCUGUCAGACCUCUACGGCGAGAUGACGACGAUGAUCUGUUUGCUCUGCCCAUGAGUCCCCGCAGUCCGGACAUGAAGAAGAGUCCUUUCAGCGCUCUAUGA
Fusarium redolens is the source of this 1110-nucleotide messenger RNA. RefSeq lists its product as uncharacterized. Lineage: Eukaryota; Fungi; Ascomycota; Sordariomycetes; Hypocreales; Nectriaceae. The transcript has 2 exons. The coding region runs from base 1 to 1110 and encodes 369 amino acids. The record is from RefSeq and is a predicted model, not a curated record.